AUGGAGAUUGAAAGCAUGGUGGCAAAUAGUGCUCUUAUUAAAGCCAGAGAAGGCGGAGGGAGCAAAGGAAGGAGCUGGAGAUGGAGAGAGAUGUUUCGCUUUCCUCACAUUAGUCAGUGUGCUGACCUGGCCAUGACCAUAGAGCGCGACUACUACAGCCUGUGUGUGAAGCAGCCUAUCGGCAAGCAACUGUUCCAGCUCUUCUGUCGGAGUCGGCCCGAUCUGCAGAACUACAUCUCCCUGCAGGACGCUCUGGACGCCUUUGAGAAAAAGUCGGAUGAUUUGAGGAGAGAAUCUGGCUUAAGCAUCAUUCAGAGAUUCUUCAGGACUCAGUCCAUUCAGUGUGUGUCCAUCAUGCUGCAGCACGAACACAGCUGCAUCCAGAAGCUGGAGCUCGACCCCUGCCUGGACGUCUUCCACGACUGCAGAGAAGACCUACAUAAACUCCUGAGUGGCGAGCCUUUCAUCCAGUACCAGGGGAGCAUGUUUUUCGACCGUUUCCUGCAGUGGAAGAUGUUGGAGAGGCAGCCCAUCACCAAGCAGACGUUUAGACAGUACAGACUUCUGGGGAAAGGAGGGUUCGGAGAGGUGUGGGCGUGUCAGAUGCGAGCCACGGGGAUGAUGUACGCCUGCAAAAAGCUGGAGAAGACUCACGUGAAGAAGAGGAUGGGGGAAGCCAUGGCUCUCAACGAGAAAGAGAUCCUGGAAGGGCUGGACAGUCGAUUCGUGGUGAAUCUGGCGUACGCUUACGAGACAAAGCACGCCCUCUGCAUGGUUCUGACCAUGAUGAGCGGCGGGGAUUUGAGGUUUCACAUUCACAACAUCGGAGAGCCCGGCCUGGACAAAAAGAGAGUGCGCUUCUACGCUGCAGAAGUCUGCUGCGGUUUAAUUCACCUCCACCAGAAUUCAAUACUGUAUCGGGAUCUGAAACCAGAAAACAUUCUGUUGGAUGACAACGGACACAUCCGCAUCUCUGACCUGGGCCUGGCCAUCAGGCUGUCGGAGGGCAAACUGGUGCGAGGUGUAGUGGGCACUCUGGGAUACAUGGCUCCUGAAGUGAUCGGCCGCAAGCAUUACGGGAUGAGCGUGGACUGGUGGGGCCUCGGCUGCCUGAUUUACGAGAUGACCGCGGGGCAGCCUCCGUACCGGGUCAAAGGAGAACAUCCCAACGCCUCCGAGAUGGAGAGAAGGAUUCAGGCGGAACAGCUGGAAUACGGCGACAAGUUCAGCAAGGCGGCCAAAAACAUCUGCUCCUCGCUGCUAAACAAGGACCCAGAACAGAGGUUGGGUUGCCAGGGCUUGGGGGGGAGUGAAGUACAGGCGCACCGUUUCUUUCGAAAAAUCAACUUCCGGAUGCUGGAGGCCGGACUCGUUAAACCUCCUUUCAAACCUGAUCCCAGACUGGUGUACUGCAGCGACGUGCAGGACAUUGACGAGUUUUCUUCUGUGAAGGGAGUCACUCUGGACCAGACAGACAACAACUUCUACUCCAAGUUCAACACAGGACGAGUCCCUAUAGUCUGGCAAAACGAGGUGAUAGAGACGGGAUGUUUCAAGGAGCUGAAUACUUUUGGCCCUGAGGGAUCUCGAUCUCCAGACCUCGACUGGUCUCAGAACCCGGACAGCCCCAAACGCAGCCUGCUGGAUCGGCUCUUCCGCAAAAAACACACUUCAGAUGGGUUGGACGAAAGCAAACAGAACUUGAUUUCCCCUGAAAGCUACACAAAGUCCGGCCUGGUCAGCACCACCCACUGA
This is a messenger RNA of Perca flavescens (yellow perch), 1755 nucleotides long. It is a transcript of the gene grk5, whose product is annotated as G protein-coupled receptor kinase 5. Gene Ontology annotation, cellular component: cytoplasm. The transcript is spliced from 16 exons. The record is from RefSeq and is a predicted model, not a curated record. Gene Ontology annotation, molecular function: G protein-coupled receptor kinase activity; ATP binding. Bases 1 to 1755 code for a protein of 584 amino acids. Gene Ontology annotation, biological process: regulation of signal transduction; protein phosphorylation; signal transduction. NCBI's taxonomy places the organism in Eukaryota, Metazoa, Chordata, Actinopteri, Perciformes, Percidae.